UUCAAUGACACAGUUACAAGUCAGUCGCUGCUUGCAUCAAACAGCUUCAGACAGUACGGUUCGUCGUACUAGGCGGGCAAACGCGCGCCUAUUCAAAAACGAGAAUUACUCCGCGGUUCGAGUGAUAAAUGAAAUAUAAUUUUUAGUUUUCUUACUUAAAAAAGAAGUAACAUAUUUAUUAAAUUAAUUUACAAUAGUGAAAUAAAAAAGAAGAAUCAUGCCAGACCAAGAAACAGAAAAUAAUAGGGAUCUAGUCAGCAUAAAGGACUGGCUUUCCAAGCAGCCGCAUUUGCCUCAUGAAGUUGAUGAAUUACUUCUCCGGCGUUUCCUAUCAAGCUGCGGGUACAGCUUGGAGAGCACCAAACGUACCAUCGACUUGUUCUUCACGAUACGCUCCAAUGCGCCAGAGAUAUUCUUCAACCGGGACCCUUGGGCGCCGGAGAUCAGACGUGUCUUUGAGAUCACAGACUUCAUACCUCUUCCAAAAAAGACGAGUGAAAACUAUAAAGUUUUCAUUUUCAAGUUGAACAAUCCUGAUAUGGAUUUGUUCAACUUUGUGGAUGCUGUGAAGACUUUCUUCAUGCUAGCAGACACCAGACUCACGGAGGAGGACGAUAUUCCCGCAGGAGAGAUACCUAUCUUCGACUCAUCCAAUGUAUCGCUCAAGUUCAUCCCGAAAAUCAACCUAUCUGUACUAAGGAAGUACAUGUUGUACACACAGGAGGCUAUCCCGAUCCGGCUAAAACAAGUUCACGUAAUCAACGCACCGGCGUACAUCAGCAAGAUACAUGCCAUAUGCAAACCUUUCCUCAAGACAGAAGUGGCUAAACUGAUAAAAUUCCACGAGCCAAACUCUGAGACGCUAUACAAGGAUAUCCCUCAGGAGAUUCUGCCUGACGAAUAUGGCGGUAAAGCUGGUAACCUGGAACAGAUCAAACGGUAUUGGAUCAAACGAAUCGAAGCAAAGAGAGAUUGGUUUUUGAGCAACGACAAGCGUUGGGCGGUAGACGAGACCCUCCGGCCGAACAACUGCCGAGACGAUCGCGCGGACAAGGUGCGCGAUUUGCCAGGAUCCUUCCGCACCCUCGCUCUUGAUUAGUAAUCAUAAUGUUAGGCCACUACCGAUCUAAGAGCUGAAUAUCGUUUUUAAAGAAGUUCAGCUUUCCUAGACAAAUGACAAACGAAUCUAUCGAAUGUCGUUAUCGCUAGCGAGUCCGUGGGAUAAAAUGAGAUGACGAUAUUCGGCAUCUCGUUCUGUCUCAUGCGAGUCCUAACCUAAACAAUUUUAUUGAGAAAUUCGUUUGUGUGGCGGCAUUAACUCUACGAGAUUCUUGACUUGUGCAACAUGUUAUACGCCUCUCAAUAGGCACAUCUAAAGAAAAAUGAUCGAGUAAAAUGAUAUCUAUCCACAUGUGAAAAGUGGCAUCACUGUAAAUGUACAUAAUUCGUUUUUUAAACUAAAUCAUAGUAUUUUUUUUACACAAAAAUCGACUUUAAUUUCCAUAAAAUUUGAAAAGUUGUGUUUUAUACUAAUUUUGUCGAAAAGGUAAGUUGUUUGAUUCUGAAAAUACUAAGAUGCUUUCAUUUAUUAUACAAAAGAACUUUCCAUUUACGUUAUAUAAAAUAUGUUCACUGUUGGCGAUGAUAAGGUAAUUUAGUGCUGAUUUCUAUUUUGUCGGAUAAAAAUGAUCAUAUAAAAAAAAAUCAAAUAUAUUGUAAGUCUAAGGUUUCAAAUAAAGUACUUACCUAUACCAUAACUAUGCUGGUAAAUAGGUUAUUAAAUAAUGUUGUAUUUUUUGUAUGCAUAUUACUUGCUUAUUUGUAUUAAUAACUAGAGUGAAGUUCAUAAAA
Messenger RNA from Galleria mellonella (greater wax moth), 1851 nucleotides. Its product is annotated as alpha-tocopherol transfer protein-like. The transcript has 7 exons. Gene Ontology annotation, molecular function: phosphatidylinositol bisphosphate binding. The record is from RefSeq and is a predicted model, not a curated record. NCBI's taxonomy places the organism in Eukaryota, Metazoa, Arthropoda, Insecta, Lepidoptera, Pyralidae. Gene Ontology annotation, cellular component: membrane. The coding region runs from base 218 to 1099 and encodes 293 amino acids.